GUUCUGUGACAGCACAGGGGCCGUGUCACAAUGGGGGCAGCUAUAAAAGGCCGCAGCGGGUGCCGCUGCCCCAGUAGAGCCUGGGCAAGCGGUGAGUACACAGCAGGGAGGAGAUGGGGCUGGAGGAGGGCUGGGGCGGAAGCGCUGGUAGCCGGGGCUGCCCCUGCAUCCAGGGCCCAGCCCCGGCGGGAGCGCCUUGCUGAGGGCGCGGUGCUUGCUGGGGCAGCGGUGCAGGCCUUGCCAGCUGCCAGGGGCCCUCUCCUUCCUGCCACCCCUUCCCUGCCGCUCCUGCCCCUCAUUGUCUGUCUCCAUUCCGGCCCCACUGAACCCCUUCUCUGUGUCCUCCUGCAGACCAUGGCUUUACUGUCACUGCUCUUCGUGCUCGUGCAAAGCCUGAUCCAGUACCCCCAGCCGGCUGGGGAUGGGCUGGAUGAGGCCACGCACCGGCGAAUGCAGGAGCGUCAGGAGCUGCUGGACCAUGAGAUGGCUCGGCUGCUGCAGGAGCUGGAGCGGGGGCCCCUGGAGCAGCAGGACGAGGGCUGGGGAGCCGUGCUCUUUGGUGUCCUGCAGCAGUGGCCAUUCUGGGUUCUUGCUGGCCUCCUGCUUCUCUUGGGCCUGUGGUUUAGCUGCAGGAGAAGGAGCUGUGAGGCCAGCAGCAGCAAGGACCAGAGCUCCCGCAAGACCUUGGGAGACGAGAGAGGAACAGAACAGGAAGAAGACAGCACCGAUUCAGUGGUAGGCAGAGAAAAUGCUGAUGUGACUGUGGAGGCAGAUGACAGCGGCACUGAAAAUGACAGAGAAGGCAGUCCUGUGGCUGCAGAUGAAGGAGAAAACGAUGAUGCCAUUGAAGGCAAUCCUGUGGCUGCAGAUGAAGGAGACAAUGAUGAUGCCAUUGAAGGCAAUGAUGAUGUGAAGGUGAAGGAAGACAGCGAUGUUAACAGUGACAAUGGCCAUGACUUAAAGAAAGAUGAAGGACGGAGUGAUGGGGAUGUGCCAGGAGACAGUACUGCUGAAGGAAAUGAAGAAGAACCUGGCAAUGUUACUGGAAAUGAAGAAGACCUAGAUGAAGCAAACAAAGGAGAAAACAAGGAUGUACAGGUGGAGCAAGACAAGGACACUGGAAAGGAAGAAGAAGGAGAUGGAAAUGAAGAAAAAACCAAUAGUGUGACUAUAAAGGCGGGCAACAACGAUGAUGCAGAUGAAAGUGAAGACAACGUAGAUGGACAGGACGAAUAUAUGGAUGUGAAGGUGCAGGAAAGCAGUGAUGCCAGUGGACAGAGAAGCAGAGAUUUGACUGGGCAGGAAGAUAGCAGUGAAUGCGGGAAUGAAGCUGCCCAUAAUGGUUUUGUUGCACUUGAGGAAGAAAAUAAGCAAGUUAUAGAAGAAGUUGGCAAUGGCAGAGACAAGGAUGAAGAACAGGGUGAUGUGAAUGUGGAGGGAAACAAAAAUAAGGAUAGGAAAGAAGACGAACAAGGUAAUGUGGCUGCCAGUGAAAGAGGUGGCCGUGAUGGUGGCAAGGAAGAAAGCAGCAGUGGUGGAAUUGAAGACAGAGGAGACAUCCAGGAUACUGGGAAUGAGCAAGGCGUCCUUUUAGUGGAUGGCAUACGGUGGCCUGUGGAGGAGCUGAAGAGAGGUUGCUCAGUGAUAGCUGAGCUGAUGGAGAGCUUCACGCGCGUCUUUGUGGACAGCGUGAGCAAUAGCUUCUACCCGGUGCCUCAAGAAGCCAUCGGGGUGGGCAGUGCCUUUGAGGGCUGGAGUCCCCGUGAGUGGGAUGGGGUGUACCGCGUGCUGGUCCCACUGAAUCCCCCACCGGGACAUGCCUUCCACCUGGAGCUGAACAGGGCAGGGCAGAUGGCAGCGAGGACCUUCAGCGUCCGUGUGGAGCUGGUGUGCAUGUGCGAGAGGGAGCGGCUGGGCGAGAAGCUGUUGUGCUUCCUGCACCACUCGCAGGAGGAGCUGUGGCGGAAGCGGAAGCGCAGCCUCCUAGACACACUCUGCACCGGCUCCUACCUGGAUGUGGAGAAAACCUCCCACUGGUUCCGCCAGCUGGUGAGAUGCUCGUGGCUGCACGUGCCUCAGUCAUACUCAUGGCACUUGGUGUUUCAGCCCUGCAGCCGGUCCUGCCAAUUCCAGCUGAGCAAAGGCAAGAGGAGCCUGACGGUGGAGAUGCUCUUUGGAGUGCGCCAAGGGGACUCUGACAUCUUUGUGGUCAGCCAUCCCACAGAGGUCCAGAAAGGCAACUCCAGCAACUCUGUGAGCAGUCAGCCGGCCGAGGCCAAGAUCAUGGCAAGCACAGCGUGGCCUGAGACAUACGCUGUGGCAGAGGCAAAAUUCUUCCAGCACAUCGCCAGGCAGGUGCCGUGUGAGAGCUUGCACCUGAAAUGCCUGCAGGUCUUCACCUGCAUCCUGAAGGGCACAGGGUUUUCCAGCUCUACCUGGAAGACUCUGGUGAUGCACGUGCUGGCCACCGUACCGCUGUCCCAGUGGCGCAGGAGGGAAUUUGCACGGCGGCUGUGGGACGUCAUGGCCUACCUGCGCCGCUGCCUGCACUCGAAACGCCUGGAGCACUUUGUUCUAGGCAACGAGAGGCUUCCUGCAGAGAUCAGCUUGCCGCCGGCAAUGCGGAGGGUUGAGCCGCUCAACCUCUUUGAGCACCUGGCCCGAGAUCCGGCUGCCCACAGAAAGGCGAUGAAAGCUUAUCGUCAGCUGCGAUUUCGCCUCUGGAUGCUGCUCUCCAGCCACUGAGAUGAGCUCCCUGCACAGAGCUGCACUGAGGGGGUCACACCCGGUGGCAGCCACAUGAACUCUGCAUAAUUAUUGCAUUUGUCACUGGCAAUCCUGAAGCUGCUUUCCUGAUUCUGCGGAAGGAAGAUGCUGCAGCCCGUGGAUUCAUUGUGCAGACACAUCUCUGAGUGGCCUUGCCCUUCACCUUCCAGUUACGACGGUGCUGUUGCCUAAGUCUACGAGGCAGGAACUGGCUCCACCUGCACAUCCUCACAGAAGAACAGUGAAGCUGAUGGAGGUUGCUUGGAAUACCUCGAAGACAGCAACCUAGCCUGUUAGGGACUUAAUGUAGUUGUAGUUAUAAUGUAGUUAUAAUGUAGUGAGCUGUAGCUUUAAUUAGACUUGUUCCUUAGCAUUCCUUCCCUUAGGUUAGAGAAAUACCCUACUGUAGUUGCUUGUUGGAUUUUAGAUAAGAUUUGAAUAUAUCUAUGUUUGAGAA
Vidua macroura (Pin-tailed whydah) is the source of this 3223-nucleotide messenger RNA. RefSeq lists its product as uncharacterized. The transcript has a single exon. Gene Ontology annotation, cellular component: membrane. Lineage: Eukaryota; Metazoa; Chordata; Aves; Passeriformes; Viduidae. The coding region runs from base 31 to 2745 and encodes 904 amino acids. The record is from RefSeq and is a predicted model, not a curated record.